This is a messenger RNA of Neocloeon triangulifer, 2324 nucleotides long. It is a transcript of the gene l(3)72Dn, whose product is annotated as U3 small nucleolar RNA-associated protein 4 homolog. Gene Ontology annotation, molecular function: protein binding; RNA binding. Gene Ontology annotation, biological process: maturation of SSU-rRNA from tricistronic rRNA transcript (SSU-rRNA, 5.8S rRNA, LSU-rRNA). Lineage: Eukaryota; Metazoa; Arthropoda; Insecta; Ephemeroptera; Baetidae. The coding region runs from base 177 to 2294 and encodes 705 amino acids. Gene Ontology annotation, cellular component: small-subunit processome; 90S preribosome; t-UTP complex. The transcript is spliced from 11 exons. The record is from RefSeq and is a predicted model, not a curated record.
GUCGGCAGCAGGCAGCAGUGCCUGAAAUUUUUGAAAACAAAGCCACAUGGACUCCGCUAUUUGAAUUCCUGUUUGAGAUUUUUCACUUUUCUUUGACAUUUACGAAAUUUAAUAAGUCUCCAUAAGGCUAUAGUUUCAAUUGGCAACUGAAAAUUGUUUUCACAGCAGGACCAACCAUGACUGACGAAGCAAUGGACUGUGAAGAUUCCUGUGAUUUUGAUCACAUGGAUUCACACACUCCACCAGACACUCCUGCAGCAGAACCUCUGAGAAGCUGUCCGGAGACAGUUGUAGUUGUGCCGAAUGCAUUCGAUCCUCAGCCUAUGACCAUUCAUCAGUUGGCCUAUCAAGCCGAAGGCAACCUUUUGGCUGUUUCCAGAUAUGCCAGAAAAAUACCAGUGCCAGAGGGCUCAAAAGUAGCCAUUGAAGAACCAGUUGGAAAGAUUGAAAUUUGGGGAACGAGGCCUUUGUAUAGAUUAAAGCAGUCGAUUUACUUGCCCGGAGAGUUCAGCUCCAUUGAAAGCCUACACUGGUACAAGGGAAGGCUGUUUUCGUGUGGUAUCCACGGACAUCUGGUGGAAUACGACAUUAAAAAUGAAAAAAUAAAGAAAUGGACCAGUGUUGUUGGAGGAAUUAAGUGGUGCAUGGCCAUUGACAAUGCUACUGGUCGUAUUGCAAUUGGCUCGGAAGAUGGCUUUGUGGCCAUUAUGCAAAUCUAUGAUUACGACAUUGAGACGGAUCAAAUUCUAGACAGGCAGGAGGAUAGAGUUUUAUGCAUUUCCUGGAGUCCUGACGGCACUAAACUUGCUACAGGCUCUCCAAAUGCUGUACGCAUCUGGGAUGUAAAAUCUGGGCAGGCAGUGGAUAGAAUCAGUUUGGGCCAGACGAGAGCUAAGGAUGACACCAUAGUCUGGUGCAUCUCGUUCAUUGACAACUUCACCUUUGCUACCGGAGACUCGAAGGGCCGUGUUUGUAUUUGGGAUGCCAAAAUGGGCGUCUGUUCAGAGAUUCAUGAGACGAAAUCACAGCAAGUUCAAUGCUUAGCAACAAUUGAAAACAAAAUUUACUGUGCUGGUGUUGGAAAAAGCAUUCAAGUUUUGAUGAAAAGCAAGGAUGAUUUAAGCAAUAAGUGGGUCAUUGGUGCAACAAGGACUUGUCACACCCAUGAUGUUCGAGCCCUUGUAGCUGUGACUUCAAGCGAACUUGUUUCAGGAGGUGUUGAUUCAUAUAUGAUCGUUUCUAAAGCGCCACCUUUGAGUGUCAAUGUAAUUCCACCAUAUCAUAGCUCGGAUAUAUUAACUGCGCCAUCAAAAAACCUCUUCAUGGUUCGCUACAUCAACCACACGGAAGUCCUGCAACUACCUCCCAAUUCCCAUUUGGUGAAUAAGAUUUUCCAAUUCAAUACAAGCUCUCCCCUGACAACCAUAGGCAUUUCUGAUGAUGGAAACUGGUGUGCUCUGAGCACAUUGAAAAAUUCCAAAAUAUUCGCUCUGGUUUGGCCGUUUAAAAAAGCAGUUGAGGCUUCUGCUGAAUCAAUCAUGCUCCCCUCAAGUCAUUAUAAGGCUUUCAAAAGGAUAACAUUUUCAGACCCUUCUCAAAUGGCUGCUGUUGUUACAAAAGAUAACAAAAUCCGUUGUCUUUUGUUGUUGCAUGAAAUUAAAGCAGUCACUGAAACUUACAUAGUGGAUGUUGCUUCCGUUCUUUCUCCCCGGUCAACCGUUAAUUUGAUGAAGUUUUCCGAGCACCAUCUCAUUUUGUCUGACUUUGACGGAAAUGUCGCAUUAAAGCAUGCAAGUGAAGAAAUGUCAAAGAAAUCAGACUGGAAGCUCCUUCCUAAAAACAGCCACGAAUUGACCGCAAUGGCUCUUCAGAACACAGUCAAAAAUAAGAUAUUACUUUUCUAUUCUGAUGGACAGAUAUCUGAGCUUGCAAUUGAAGGUUUCUCAUACAAAAUUCUGCAACCAAACUCUGAGGGACAGAAGCUUCAUGGCACUGGAGUUACCGGGAACUCGCUUACGACUGUCUGCUCCCAUUUGACCAAGAAAGGAUAUUUUAUGUCUGUGGACGGCGGAAAGCUGCUUGGCUUCAACUACUUCAAUAUGCUAUUGCAAAAACAGGGCAAAGGCAGUAAGAGGUAUCCCCCAAUGACAGAAAGCAACCUUGGAAAAUUUUUGGUCAACAUAACUCAAAACUCUAAUGGGGAUAUUUGUGUUGUGCGCGCUUCUCAUGAGAGGCUUCUCGAGAAGUUGCCACCUAUGCCUUUUGCAAAAACUUUUGGGACUCAAUUAAUGUAAAUUAUAAAUAUACUUUAUUUUUUAUUGAAA